GUGCUUUGCGAAGCUGUACGAGCUGCAGCGGCCAUGGCUGAUGCUGGAGGCCUGCGGGAAGUGCUCUUUUGUCCCGUUUGCUUGGACCUUUUCCGGGAUCCGGUGAUGGUCUCGGGUUGCGGCCACAAUCUUUGCCGGGCCUGCGUGGCCAAAUGUUGGGGGCAGAUGGAGAGGAGCCUACGCUGCCCUCAAUGCCUGGAGUCCCUCCCGCUGCAGAGGCUGUUUCAGCCCAAUCCUCUUUUGGGGAGCAUCGUGCAGCUCAUCCGGAAGCACGGCGGGACGUUCCCACCGACUCCCAGGCCUCCGGGCCGCCUGGCAGCAGACAGCCACGUGGAGGGGCAGAGACCUCCUGUAGUAAAAGCUCCUUUGAAAAGAGGAUCCUCCUCCAGCAGUGCGCCUGGUUCGGCCCCGAUCGCGGGAACGGCAACGGGGGUGUUUGGGGGAAUGUCUGGAGAAUCAUUGGUGCACCAAUCUUAUUUGAAGACAGAGAGAGAAACCAACACCGGUGAAGAGAAGCAAAGAGAAGAGUUGCUGAAGCAGACAGAGGCAGAAGAACAGCAGGUCCUCUGGGAAUGGAAGGAGCUGCGUGAGUUUCUUGAUGUGUGGGAAAGGCAUUUGCUGAACCAUUUGGAAGAGCUCAAGAGAGACGUUGUCCAGAGAGGCUGUGAGCAAGCUUCCAGCACGUUCAGUGAGGAUUCCUUGCUGCAGGAGCAGUUCAGAGAGCCAGGCACAGAGCAGCUCCCCAGCCAAUCAUUGCCGGGUGUUGGAAUCACAAGGAGCAGCAUGGAGGAUGGAGUGUUAAAGACUGACCUUGCUGUAGUGGAGCUGAAGCAGAGACUUGGCAACUUUUCCCGGAAACGGGCAAUCCUGCAGGAGGCGCUGCAGCAGUUCAAAGAGUAUCUCCAGCUGGAAAUUGAUGGGGAUGCAGGCUACAGAACAGUAUCCUCGUUUCAGUCCACACUGAUCCACCCUCUCCAGGAAGACGGAAGUGAAACAUCUGCAGCAGACAUGAUUCAGGAGCUGACAGCCUGCAAGCAAACUGCUAUGCUUUCAGAGGAGUUGCAGGUGGACUUCCCGUAUGCUGCCGCUGUUCUCCCCAAAACAAUCAAAGAGGAGGAGGAGGAGGAGGAAGUUGGCGUCUUUGCAGCCGACAUUACAUUGUUGGAUGAAAUUAAGGAAGAGGUUCCUCAGCAGAAUGGUUGUGAGACGGUGGAACUGCCUGCCACAAGACUGCGGAGGUCAGAAUGCAACACUUCUCAGAGUUGUGAGUGGAUGGAUCCAAGCCAAACCACUUUUACACCAGAAGGGCAGCAAGGAAAUAAUCUGGCGAAGAACACUGGUCUGUCUACUUGGCCCAAGGGAGGCUCUUUGAAAACAGCUGUCCAAAAGAGGAAAGAUAAAUGUUUCCCGUGCCCUGAAUGUGGCAAGACCUUCCGGCAGUUUGGUGUUCUGAUCACCCACCACCGCCUGCACACGGGCGAGAAGCCCUAUAGCUGCGCUUACUGUGCAAAGCGCUUCAGCGAUUACUCCAAUCUGAUUGCACACCAGAGAACCCACACUGGAGAGAAGCCCUACAGGUGUGCUGACUGCGGGAAAAGCUUCACCCGUAGCACGACCCUCACCAUUCACCAGAGAGGCCACACGCGGGAGAAACCCUAUCCUUGUCCACAGUGUGGAAAACGCUUCAGUCGGUCCUCAAACCUCACUAUCCAUCAGAGAACUCAUGCAGGAACUGGGGGGAAAAAAAUCACAUUCUUGAAUUCCGGGGGAGAAAACACAGGAAUGUAGGAAUCUUGAUAUUAUACCAUUGGCCUAUCUAACUCAGUAGUGUCUGCACUGACUGGCAGCAGCUCUCCAGGAUUUCAAAGAGAUGUCUCUCCCAGCCCUACCUGGCGUUGCCGGGGAUUGAACUUGGGACCUUUUGUAUGCAAGUUGGUGCUCCCAUCUAGACACACCUGCUGUAACUGCUCUGCCAUCCUCCCAGCUAAUGGCGUAGAUCUCAAGCUGCCUUGUGCCUCUGAAAAGGCACUUUCUGUCUCCCAAAGUCUGGCAGUGCCCUUGUCUUACUGCAGCUCCCCCAUCCCAUGUGAUUCAGAGGGCCCCUUGGCCCUCAAGGAAAGCUUUUUGGGGGCAGUGGGGUGCCCUGGCAUGCUAGAGCCAGGAAAGCCCUAUUGCACAAGUGGAGCCCUGCUUGUGCUUCUUUAAAUACAGCCUCUUGGCUGUAAUGGCCAAAUUUCAUGCUGUGCAGAAAAAGCCUACCUCAUAUUAGUUCUAAGUAACUGCAGGGAGGAGCCCCUUGGUGCACAGCUGGAAUCAAGGAAGCUAUUUUUGACUAUCCAGUCCAAUGGAUUUUCAGUAGAUGCUGGUUACCACGUUGGGCCAGAAUGGUAAAAAAGACCAACAAAGGGUAAAUAUAGCUUUUCUUGGCCCGGCAAAUAAUUUUUUGUGACUGGCAUAAAAGUUGUGUGGGUUGUGAGGUGUCACAGGAUUCUUUGUUGGGCAUGAAAAUGAGUAAUUUUCUUUGAGGUUGCACCUACCUAUAAAAAAAAAAGGCUUCAUAGCUUUGGAUCUAGCUGUAUUACAUCCUGGAGACCUGUAGUAGCAGCCUGGGGCUUCAUUGCAGAGUGCUUUAAAUUUGCGUCCCCAGAUGCUGUUGGACUACAACUCUCAUCAUCCCUAUUUAUUGACUAAGCUAGCUCAGGCUCAUGGGGCUUGUAGUCCCAAGGUUGAAGGCUGCUUCAUAGGGCGUUUUGAGCCUUUAACUAUGUCUCCCAAUGACAGCAGCCACCCAAACA
Rhineura floridana is the source of this 2795-nucleotide messenger RNA. Its product is annotated as zinc finger and SCAN domain-containing protein 26-like. Gene Ontology annotation, molecular function: DNA-binding transcription repressor activity, RNA polymerase II-specific. The record is from RefSeq and is a predicted model, not a curated record. The coding region runs from base 34 to 1788 and encodes 584 amino acids. The transcript is spliced from 9 exons. NCBI's taxonomy places the organism in Eukaryota, Metazoa, Chordata, Lepidosauria, Squamata, Rhineuridae. Gene Ontology annotation, biological process: negative regulation of transcription by RNA polymerase II.